CGUUCGUUAUCUUUUUAUUUUACAACAUAUGGUCCAAAAACUUAACAGCUUUUGGAUCUCGAUUUUUUUUUAAAGAAAUUAUUUCCCCUUUGGUAUCGAUCUGCACACAUUAACCAACAUGCCCACUCCUGAGGAACUUCUGGCUGUUGAGCGCAUCUCGGCCGAGGACUUGGCUACUGCUCUGCGCUCCGAUCGUGAACGUCCAGUGGUUGUUGACGUGCGCAACGAGGAUUACGAGUUGUUAGGACACAUCAAGGAUGCAGAGCACCUCCCCUCAGAUACGUUCAAGGAGGAUGCCGACGUGGACGCUUUGGUCGCCAAAUAUGGCAGCAAACGAGAUGUUGUAUUUCACUGUGGUCGCAGCAACACAAGAGGCCCUACGUGUGCGCUACGCUUCAUCGAGCGUGCAGAGGCAGCUGGUGUCAAGACGCACGUUCGGGUACUUGCCGGGGGGUUCACUGACUUUGCUCAGAAAUACGCUGGCUCCGCGGAUCUCGUGACGUCUCCCACGCAGGCAAAAGAGUAAGGUGACGAUAUCGUUGACAUGGCCAUAUUUUUUUUUACGUUGCCAUAGCAACAACAGAAUUAUCGUAACCAUAUCAACAAUCACUUUCAUUCGUCCAACACAAGAA
Molecule: messenger RNA, 632 nt
Organism: Phytophthora nicotianae INRA-310
Lineage: Eukaryota; Oomycota; Peronosporomycetes; Peronosporales; Peronosporaceae
Exons: 2
Coding region: 119-526 (135 amino acids)
Cellular component (GO): nucleus; cytoplasm
Molecular function (GO): protein tyrosine phosphatase activity
Source: RefSeq, a predicted model, not a curated record